Messenger RNA from Pseudo-nitzschia multistriata, 2413 nucleotides. The record is from the annotation of a GenBank genome assembly. Lineage: Eukaryota; Bacillariophyta; Bacillariophyceae; Bacillariales; Bacillariaceae.
CCUUCCUUUUCCAUCCCCAAAAUGAAACGUACCGUAACUCUCACCAUCGUAUCGUAACGUACCAUACCGUUCCUACCGUSCAGURAAUCCGAGACCAGACAUCAUUCCGUACUCCGUACACUAAACAUUAUCUUUCAGAUACCGAUACUCGUAUUUCUUCCACCAUCAGCUAGAAGCUCUCCUGCACRCAACGUACAGCACGAUAUCGGAUCKUAACGUUCCAAGAUCGUCACAGCCAUGCAAUUUACCAAAGUUUCCUCGCUGGGUGUYUUAAUAGUGGCGGCGUUCCCCACGUGUACGUCGUUCGUGACAGAGACCUGUAUUGUACGCAGUGUUCCUUCCAAGGAGUCACAAGGUAUAAUAAGAAACGAGAAGGAUGCGACACGUUUUUCGAUGUCUUUGUCGCCGCAGGACACAGAAACAUCUGAAUGGUCAAGCCGUCUWAUUGAACAAACCAAAGAAGCUGCGUUCUGCGCGAACAUGGUACUGUCAGCCGUCUUCCACCCAUCGGAAAAGGUAGAACCUGAAGAUAUUGUCAAGAUUUGCGACGAGAUUGACGMGAUCUCUGAUUCAUCUGGUAGCAGCAAUAUACGCGUGAAGGCGCUAGAGACAAAACGCUACGAAUACCUUGCUAAGCUGAUGCAAAAAGACUACGAAGCCUAUGUCGCAACUGCAAGCUUUCUGAGCCCCAGUCGGAUUCCACGAAGACAGCUCCCAAAUUUGCAAGACGUAACCAUUGAUAAGAAUUCUGUCCCAAAUGAUUACGAAGUCAAGGAAGAUGGUUCURUUCCGUUGGUUGCGGACUGCGAGUUAGAGCCCAAGAUAUUCAACGACAACAUUCUGGAUACUGUCCUGUUAGCGAUUUUCCGAAAACUUGUCGAAAAGAAUACRAAUGGCGUGUCUUCUGAGAAGAAGGGCAUCGACGGCCUCUUAGAGCAAGGACGAACGUUCAUGCUUCAACCUGGACAAACGCCCGAAGCACAGCAUAAGAUGGUCUCAGAUACACUUGCUGGAUUGAUGACUCCCGUCCUACCACCGUUUUAUCGUAUUUUCAUGUCUGGCAUUGUCCCAGAAAUAGGGACUAAGUGGGAUGGCAAGCAGAUUGGCCCGUGGUUUUACGCGCCGUGGUUGACCACGAUAGUGACGCCCACUUUUUUUGGUUUUUUGGUUGGACCAUCAUACCCCAAUCGUCGCAAAGAUGGAAACUUAGGAGGUCUUGUCGUUGAGAAGUGCAAGUUUUUACAAGAGAGUGGGUGCAAAGGAUUGUGUUUGCAUCAAUGCAAGUUACCAGCCCAGCAAUUCUUUCAAGAAAAUCUUGGUUUGCCCCUUACAGUUAGUCCCAACUUCGUAACUCAAGAAUGCCAAUGGAGUUUUGGAGAAACACCUCUUCCACCUUCCGAGGAYAAGAGUUUCCCGAAGGGAUGUUUGGUUGGCUGUGAAUCUAGGAAAGCACUCGCUGCAUCGGGGUCGACAGCAGAUGCUUGCAACUAAAGGAGGAAGAGGUCAGUCCUACUAUGUACACAAUAUCUAUCGGAAAACUACGUGUACGGAAAAGCGAGCGCAGUAAAAGCUGCCAUGCAUGUCUAUACCGAUGGUACCUUUCCUUCCCUUCCCAGACGUCGUUAUGUAACACAUAAAAGAAGUCAAUAAUUGUUAUGGAUCGAUAAAUGGCCGAGCAUUUGAUGAAAUGUGAAUAGGAGAGUAGUGGUGAACGUAAUCCAAGUUCGCAGACGGCAUUAUCGGGAGAGUGAAAGCUUUCACGAAGGGUACUUUCAAAUUUUAAURAGCUAAAAUUCAAAAAUAGAACGCAACAAAACGCAACUUCCAUUAGUUUAGUUCAUACCGCUGAGCUUUUGCUAUGCAAGAUAGAUGCAAGGUAURUCUGUGAAUCGCAAUUAAGUGUCUUCAGGCUUGAAUUUCGACUUCUCGUAUCUCRAAGUAGACUUAUUCGGUUUUCUUCCAGUAAAAUUCUGAUAUCAGUUGAAGUAACUUUGGGCUUGAUUCCAUGCAUUUCGAAGAAAUCGAAGCAACCGAGGAAGCCCCAACCAUUGCUGGCACUCCUCAUUGUUUACCUACUGGUACUCCUUCAAAGAACAAGGCURCAAAGGUGAGCAACAAGAAGACUGCGAAGUGAGAUCCUACCUCACCAAAACAAAGAAGGCAAGCACUGACAACGUCCUUUCAGCUCUGCAGAUCAUGAUGAAUUACCAGGAAAGGACAAAGAACUCUUUCCUUGAAAUUGCAAGUCRUACAUGGAGAACAACAACAAUGGCAGCAACAACAAGGAGAGGGAUCUCUUUGUGAACCAGGAAUUAGAAGCAUUUAGUGAUUACAUUGAUGGCUUUGUGCUAUUGUUAACAGWUAUAAUGAGAAACUAUGUGUCAACUAAUGCUAAUCAAUACAUCAUGUUACA